AUGGAGGCAAGUGAUGAUACUGAAUAUUCUAAGACAAGCCCUUUGGAGAGAAAUGAUGAUGAGGAAGAAAGUGAAGCGAAAAACGAAGCCAGCAACCCUAGAGAUGGAGGAAGCUCAAGUAACAGCACGGUCGAAGAGGGCGAGAAGAAGAUAGUCGUAAGGCCUUACGUUCGAUCUAAGAUGGCUAGACUCCGGUGGACGCCUGAACUUCAUCUGCGCUUUGUUAAUGCUGUGGAAAGACUUGGAGGACAAGAGAAAGCAACUCCAAAAUUAGUGCUUCAGAUGAUGAAUAUCAAAGACUUAAACAUUGCUCAUGUCAAGAGUCAUUUACAGAUGUAUAGAAGCAAGAAAAUUGAUGAGCCAAACGAAUGGAUGGCAGAUCACAGGCUUUUCAUGGAAGGUGCAGAUCGGAAUAUCUACAAUCUAAGCCAACUCCCUCUUCAUUCUACCUUCAGAUUUGGAGAUGCUUCUUGGAAUAAUUAUGGAAAAUGGAUAAAUAACUCGACUAUGAGGCAGAAUACAGUUAAUGAGAGGAUCUUGGGCUGCAGCAGCCAAUAUUAUAGGUCAGCAAAUCAUGAUAUUUGCACCAGAAUUUCUUGUUCCAAUGAAUUAUCCACUCAGAAGACUAAAGAAUUUGGAUCGCUUAACGGGCAUGAUUCCUGGCUAGGCCAAUCUAGAAGAAACUCUAUCGAGCAAACAAUGAAUCUCCAUAGGCAGACAACGGUAAAAAGGAAGGCGUCAGAGUGUGACCUCAACUUGAAUUUAUCGCUUGGGAUAGAAUUAAGGGAGGAUGAUCUAAGGCAGCAAGGUUCACAGUAUGAUGAAAACAUCUUGUCAUUAUCAUUGUACACUCCAUCCUCCUCAAAGCUUAAGAAGUUGAAAGAAGAUGAGGGUACUAAAAUCGCAAGAGGGGCAAGUACUCUGGAUCUGACUCUAUGA
Molecule: messenger RNA, 939 nt
Organism: Fraxinus pennsylvanica
Lineage: Eukaryota; Viridiplantae; Streptophyta; Magnoliopsida; Lamiales; Oleaceae
Source: the annotation of a GenBank genome assembly